GUUAACGUGGCAAUUCAGCGUGGUACAGAGGCUUAUUGAUAAAUCAGCUGGGCUGAAAAAGUUUUGUUUUCUGGUGUUUCUGGUGAAUUCAGGAAGUGAAAGGAUUAGUGAAUGUGUGUCAAUUGAUCCAGGGAAAGCACGCUACACAUGAUGAAGGUACAUUUCCGGGAGCAAUACGGCACAAAAGGGAAUGAGAUUCUCUACGUUACGCCUGCAGACUCAAUCUCUGACCAGAGCAGUAUCGUGAGGGUGCCCCUGAAGAGUGACAAGAUCAUAAUUAAGGAAAAGAACGGACUUAUCAGACUGUUUCAGCAGAUUUUUCUGCCUCACGGAUAUCCGGACAGUGUCAGUGAGGAUUACGUUGAGUAUCAGAUUUGGGACACUGUGCAGGCUUUCUGCAGCACAAUUACUGGCACCCUGACCACUCAUGCCAUUCUCAAGGGGGUUGGGGUGGGUAGUGAUGCGGUAAAUCCUCUCUCGGCCACAGUAACCUGGGUGCUGAAGGAUGGCUCCGGGCAUCUGGGGAAGAUCCUUUUUGCCUGGUGGAAGGGUUCGGAAUUAGACUUGGAUUCGAAGAAGUGGCGUCUGAGGGCGGAUGUUCUCAAUGACAUUGCAAUGGGAGUGGAAAUAUUUGUCCUUCCGCUCUUUCCGGACAUUUCCACGUACAUCCUCUGUGCCACGACCACCAUGAAGGCUAUCGUGGGAGUCGCUGGGGGUGCCACGAGAUCCGCCCUCACGCAGCACCAUGCAAUCCGUGGAAAUCUCGCGGAUGUGGCGUCUAAGGAUAGCGCCCAGGAAACUUGUGUCAAUCUCAUAGCGUCUUUCGUGGGUCUCUUCUUGCUCUCAGCCAUCCACACUCCCACUGUCCUCUACUCCAUCUUCACCAUUGUCACCUUCAUGCACAUGUACGCCAAUCUGAGGGCAGUGAAGUCCGUUUGUCUGCGCACCUUCAAUGAAUCCCGGCUCCUCAUCACGUUGGAGGAGUAUCUCAAGUCCGGAAGGAUGCUACCUCCGCGGGAGGUCAAUAAACUCGAGAGGGUCACCAUCGGGCAGACUGUCUCACUCUCCCACAGAGUCUCCAUCGGACUCUCGGCCAAGCAUCUUGUGGAUCACUACAAAACGUCCCACGAGGUCGAAAAUGUCCUCACGGGAUUCGAUCACACGGAUCGGUUCAUCAUCGCUGAAACUAGUCGCAUGAUCGGGAUUUAUUUGCAUUUCGACGCGAGGCCGCAGGAUGUCCUCAAAGCCUACUUCUACGCCGUGUCAUAUCUCCAGGAGGAGGAUCGUUCUCAUCAUAUGCAUCAGCAAAAGUAUUGGGAAAUCCAGCAGAAGUGGAAUGAUUUCUACAGCCUGGCCCAAUCCGAAGGCUGGAUCACGGCAUCUCAUCUCAUCUUCGUGGACGAGUUUCGGCUCGAUUGGCGAAUAUGAAAGGAGGCCACGGAGACUCAUGUCUCCGGGAAGAUGAAACCACCACAGAAGUUCCAGAGAUUCCAAUUCUAGUAGUUUUUGAGAGCUUUGCGCGCCGAUAAUUUGCAUGAGAAAAAAAACAAACACGCUCUUCUUCGCGAAAUCAAUCUUUUUUCGAGAUCUUCCUUCGCUGGCAAAAAAAAUAAACUUUGCGUGCGCCUUCCGGUCCGUCCUGGACCACACCCAAUCUUUUCUUCGAGGGCACAGUUCGAGACAAUUCCGUAGUUUUAGAGUGACACAGAGUGUUAGAGGCAAAAUGAAUCAAGUGGCUUAAUUAUUCGCUGAGUAAGAAAAAAAGGUUAAUGAUAAUGUCAAAUUAAAUUUUUAGGUGAAUGGCAAAAUUUAAGAUUAUGAAAAUAAUAGCAAUUUUAAUGAGAAAAGUUAUAUAGCUAUCGCUCAAGAGAAUUUCCAAUUUUAGAGACAAUGAUACAUAUGAAUGAUUAGGAAUCAUAUCAAAUUUUUCAAUCGUAAAAUUUCCCAUCGCAAAAUCGUCAAGGUAAUUUUUUCGGAGGUGAAAAAAAAGGAAAAGAAAAACUUGUCUAGAUCUAGAUAAUUUUGUCAACUUAAAUGUGAUACCUUUUGAGAGACACCUAACCUAUUUUAGCGUUAUGAAAAAAAGUGAUUAAACUUUUUCCUAGAAGUGAAUAGUGCACGAAUUGUAAAUUUUUUUCCAGUAAUUUAUUGAAGAAUUUUAACUUAUUUUAGUGAAGAAUAAAAGAGAAUAAGUCAACACCAAAUAAA
Messenger RNA from Phlebotomus papatasi, 2208 nucleotides. RefSeq names its product RUS family member 1. The transcript is spliced from 3 exons. The coding region runs from base 148 to 1428 and encodes 426 amino acids. The record is from RefSeq and is a predicted model, not a curated record. Lineage: Eukaryota; Metazoa; Arthropoda; Insecta; Diptera; Psychodidae.